Gregarina niphandrodes is the source of this 1695-nucleotide messenger RNA. RefSeq names its product kelch repeat protein. NCBI's taxonomy places the organism in Eukaryota, Apicomplexa, Conoidasida, Eugregarinorida, Gregarinidae. The transcript has a single exon. Gene Ontology annotation, molecular function: protein binding. The record is from RefSeq and is a predicted model, not a curated record. The coding region runs from base 1 to 1695 and encodes 564 amino acids.
AUGUUCUGGCACCUGGCAUGGUAUGUGGCUGGCAAGGUGGGUGCCCAGGUGUCGUAUGCGACAUUUACGUUAGCGUUGCGUGGAUUUUGUCAAGUGGGGCGGUUGGUGUUUCGAGAAGCGGUGGCCCGUCGUGAGUCUGCUCUUCUCAGAGGUCCGCGUUUCUCCUGCAGCGGAACGUCUUGGCGUUCUAGGUGGUGGUGGUCGUCGCGUCGAACGGGAGGUCGUUGCUCAGUGGUGUUGAAAUCGCGUUUCAGAGAAAACCGCGUUUUGCAAGACGGAGUUGCAGCCGGCUUUACAUUGAUUAGCAUGGUGGACAAGAAAUGGUCAGUACAGGCGGUGUUUGUGAACAAUGUGGGUAAGUCGUUGGUGGUCCAUAUGAAGACAUUGACUCUUGAGCGACGAGAUAACGUGUUUGGUUGGAAAGAGAAAACGAUAGACAGCAAAAGGAAAACACAGCUGCCACUUGGCAGCAGGUGCUGCCCUAUGGAGACUGGAGUUCUAUGCCUUGGUGGCUUCGACAGCGCUAAGAGCACACUCCUCGUCUCGGUACCCUAUUUUGAACGUCCCAGGUCCAACAGGAUGGGCGCGGAGAUCGGCGCGAAACCCUCAGCCGACUCACAUAAAGAGUGCAAACCCGUUGCGGUUGGCUUUGCUAUGGGCUUGGAAAAGCGUCUGUUCUCACAAACCACAACCACUAAACAGGAACUGAGCAUUGCUCAUAGACAAAACUCAAGCUGCGAUCACAACCGCGACUCAGCCACUGCCUACAUCGGACACGACUGUGUGGCGGCCAUCGCCCCAGACACCAACGCUUUGGAACUAUUUCGGAACCGACAAAACUCCUGGGCCGUCGUGAACACAUCAUGCCCCAAGUUCGUAAACCAAGCCGCACUAGUCUUUAUAGAUGACAGGCUAUACUACCUCGGCGGUAGGAGUCAGGCCACGAGGCAAAUUGACGGGAGUAUGUUCAGUCUUUUGAUCCCACCGAUCGGACUUCCGACAGAAAGUCGUGUAGCGCGGCUACAACAGGCAAGUUGGAACAUGUGUGCAGAAUUGCCCGAAAAGGUGGACAAAGCCGCGGUGAUUGCAUUGAGCCAAAGAAUCCUGAUAAUAGGUGGAGCCUCACGGGGAGCACCCUCCAACCAUGUGUUUGUAUACAACACACAAACGGAUAGAUGGAAACAAGCCGCUUCUCUCAAAUUCGCCAGGAUCCAACCUGUGAUAAUACAAUUGGACAAACAUCUGGUCGUCAUCAAUGGCCAUGACGCCGUGGGCAAGCCAGUUACCGCCGUGGAGGCAAUACGGAUAGCUGACUUAUUCCUUAGCGCCGAAUAUUACACCCCAACAACCACUGGAUUUAACGGGACCGGCAUGAGAGCUACAGGGGAUGAGAAUAUUCUUCAGGACUCUCAACAUAACAGUCAAGCCACAGGAGGCUUGUCGGAGCCAGAGGACCUUAAUGCCCCGGAGUGGUUAUUUGUAGGGAACCGCACCGACCUGCUGGAUGCCCAAGUGUACACCGCUGCUGCGCCCUAUCCUAUCAGAUCUCUAUCGAUCGGUCAUAUGCUUCCGGGAAUGGCGGAUAUGCCUGGGGGUACGUGGCAAAUUCAAAUGUAUAGCAUGGCCAGCAGCGACGAUCAACUAACCAACCCGGACUAUGACAGCGAUGAUCCUGCUGACUUUUAUUUUAGCUAG